AUGCUGUCGGGCCUAAACACUAAUUAUUGCUUGCCUUCUCAUGACUUCAGCUGGCAUUUCGAUGCCUCUUUUCUUUACGACUUUACUGCUUGGUUUGAUCAUAUUUCGUUCCCGCGAUGCUACCUUCCUUUUAACAUGUCUCUUCUUUCCUGGCUUUACAUAGAGGUGAUCUUCCCUGUGUUGACUGCCUGUCAGAAUCCUAGGCUGGCCAUGGACCCUGCAGAACACGCGUCCUACAGUGCGUCAGGAUGGUUCUUCAUAUACCUGGUUCGCUCUUUGGCCUGCUCCGAAUUCGCGCAUUUUAAGUACAGGUUUUAG
Monascus purpureus is the source of this 318-nucleotide messenger RNA. The record is from the annotation of a GenBank genome assembly. NCBI's taxonomy places the organism in Eukaryota, Fungi, Ascomycota, Eurotiomycetes, Eurotiales, Aspergillaceae.